This is a messenger RNA of Vitrella brassicaformis, 1523 nucleotides long. The record is from the annotation of a GenBank genome assembly. NCBI's taxonomy places the organism in Eukaryota, Vitrellaceae.
UCACACACGCGCGCGCUCCCACACACACAGAGGCUGUCAAAGCAGACACCGAACAAGAGACGGAUGCACUUAACGGGGUGUGCUCAGAAGGAGAGUGACGCGCAUCCACUACACCGACAGAGGAAGCAAAGUGGUUGCUCAUGCAAGCAAAAGACUGAUGUAAAACAAAGCCAAAACCAACAGUAAGUCCCCAUCCCAAUGAGUCUAUGUGCCCAAACCGACUGAGUCCAGCCCACUACAACCGCCCACUUGCACCGACAGACACAGGGAGAGGAUCAGUAAGCACACCGCCUUGCAACGAGCGACCUGCAUGAACAAACAAGGAUCAACAAGAACCCAUGCAUCGUAUCCUUCCUGCCGACCUGUCCGUACUCCGCUCUAGCGCUACUCCGCCUCCAUGGCGUCCACUUUGGCACGGAUCAGAGCCGCCGUGCGCGGGAACCGCUGAGCUGCGCUCCGUUGCCUCGGAACACGAGGCUCAGUAGUGACGAUCGAUAGAUUAGACGUGUGGCUUGGUUGGUGGUAUACGUUCACGUUCAUGAAGGCUGCAAACUCGUCAGUCGCUUUGUCACCGCACACGACCGCAGUUGUACUGCACCACCCCCACUCAGGGGAGCAGCUCUUCCACACGUACGCCAGCCGACUCCCGCUCCACGUUGGGCCCAUCUGGGAGGUGAGUUUUCCGAGCCGCUCCGUCAGCUGCUGCUGGGCGGUCCGCGUCAUGAUCUCGUCUGGCUUGAUGCGCCUUGAGCGGUUGUUGAUGCCUUCAAUACCUCUGAAGAUCACGUGGAGGCAGAAGUCAGUGAAGGAUGCGGCUGUGUCGCUCGACGAUGCGGCUUCGUCCCUCUCGUCUGCACAUAGGCAGACAAAUGAGCAAACUACUUCAAGCAUCCUCAUGUGUGUUGUUACGUGCUCCUUUUGCCUCACAUAUGACUGGUGGGUCUGAUGUGUUGACAGUGAGUAGGUCGCCUGGCAACAUGUCGGGCGUCAGGACUCGCUUAAAUGCCUCUGUAAGCGCCUGGCGGUCUCGAGCUUUGAUACUUUUGCUGAAAAUAGACGGGGUGCCUGCAUCGUCAGCUCGAGAACGAAAUAGCGAAAGCUGUCGCAUAGCCGCGGGUUGGGAAUCGAACUCCAUCUUGGUGCCCACUUGGCGCACGUCAUCAGGAGUGAUGAUGACCGGCAGAGAAGGGAGGUGGCCGCAGUUCUUCAGCAAGUGAAGAAGCUGCAAACAGCGCUCCCACGGCCCUCCCUCCUCGACAAAGUGCGUCAUCCGGAGCAGAUAAUCCAUCCGACUUAUCCUCUUCCGGAACCCGAACAGAACCAGCAGUCCACCCCAAAGAUGCUUUUGAAUCAACUCCACGACUUUUGUCUGCUUGUCAGAAACCCUUCUCAGGAAGAGGGAUCCGAAAAACUCGUCCACCCGUCCCGAUUCUACGGCUUCACAACAAAUGACGAUCGCGCCGGUGACGCAGAGGAAGAACAACGGCGCAGCCACCGCCAAGGCACAUACCAUUAUCAAGCAC